AUGUUCUGCCUUAGGAGCUGGCUCCCCCUGCUCUUCAUCCCAACCAACGCCUCCCCGCUCUUCCUCAUUUCCUUCGUUACCCUUACCUAUAUUCUCCACCGACCGUGUAUUUACUGCUCCGCGCUGCUCGUCAUCCUCUUUGCCUCAACCUGCAACUGGUCCGACCGAUGCUUCCUCAACCUUCGCGCUGACUGGUUCGCCCCCCGGUAUACGCCCUACGAUGCCCCCGCCCAAGGCGCGGAAAGCGAGUCACUAGCAGGAUACAUUUUUGAAACCCUGAAUAGCACUGCAAAAACUCUUGCGGGUGCGGCCGUUGACGAGACGCAAAGACGGCUGUCUGGAGGUUACCAGGGCGCUUCGGAGGCGUCGGAGGAAUUGACGGGCUUUGGACUGGAGUGGUUGAGGAGUCUAAUUGGGAGGCGGGAAUGGACGCUGCCUUGCGUUGAUGUCAAGGUGCGGAUAUAAUCUGUGUUGACAGGGCUACGACUCUGAGCUUUUUGAGGUUUACUUCUCUUGCUUCUUGUUCUGUUUUGCAUAGGCGUGGAUAUUGAUUCUUCUUGCUUUUGGCGGGACUAUAUUAUACCUUUUCUCCUUGCCAUAUUUAUCGGUUCAAAUGAUUCUGUUGCCUGGCAUGCAUCCGGACUUUGCGUGUGCAUACCAUUAUA
Messenger RNA from Aspergillus nidulans FGSC A4, 665 nucleotides. RefSeq lists its product as uncharacterized. The coding region runs from base 1 to 465 and encodes 154 amino acids. The transcript is spliced from 2 exons. Gene Ontology annotation, cellular component: membrane. The record is from RefSeq and is a predicted model, not a curated record. NCBI's taxonomy places the organism in Eukaryota, Fungi, Ascomycota, Eurotiomycetes, Eurotiales, Aspergillaceae.